Plectropomus leopardus (leopard coralgrouper) is the source of this 4278-nucleotide messenger RNA. The record is from RefSeq and is a predicted model, not a curated record. Lineage: Eukaryota; Metazoa; Chordata; Actinopteri; Perciformes; Serranidae.
GUACCGUGGAGUACUAAUAUUGCAAGCGCGGUUUACCCUGUAAAUUUGCUAUGGUUAGCUGAUGGUCAUACCUGCAGUUAAAUGCACGCGUGUUCUGGCGUUUGUUUUUCAGUUUCAGUCUUGCUCGUACCUGUGUGUCGUCAACGCCAAGCUAGCUUAAUAUGCUAUAUAUAUAUUCCAGCUUGUUAAAUGUAGCACGACGCCGAAACGACACCGUGAAUUUGCACAUUCUUCCUAGCAUGUAAGGACCGUGAGAGUAAACUUCAUCAAGAUACUGUGGAUUUAAUGUCAUACAGCCAACUUGCAGAUGUGGUGAAAACAGACCAACCUAAUCCACCUACCAGCCAACUGUCGAGCCUGGCCUUUGUGUACCUGCUUCUCAGGUAGGAGUUGAGCAGGGGGCAGGGCCACCCGUGCAGUAGGAGGGAUGCCUGUGGAGGGCGGAAGCAGUAGUGGCUCUGCUUCGGCUGCCCGUCACCCCAAGCAGAAGCGCAAGGCUCACAGCUUGUCUAUCCGGCGCACCAACAGCACAGAGGAGAGGCCAUCAGGCAUCCAAAGAGGAGACAUGCUGGAGGGACAGGACUCCAAGCUGCCCCUCUCCUUACGGAACAAUCUUCUCGACCUUUUUGGCCAGAUUGAGCGCGAGUUUGAAAAUCUCUACAUUGAAAACCUUGAAUUACGGAGGGAAAUUGACUCUCUGAAUGAGCGUCUGACCGGAGAUGGGCAGACUAUUGAGGGAGGCGACCCCACUAAGGGAGCUCUGAAAACAAAAGCCAGCCACAGCACCAGUCAACUGUCACAGAAGCUGAAGACGACCUACAAAGCCUCAACCAGCAAGAUUGUGUCCAGCUUUAAAGCCACCACAGGGUCCCGGGCUUUGUGCCAGCUGCUCAAGGAGUACGUGGGCCACCGGGACGGCAUCUGGGACCUCAGCAUCACCCGCACUCAGCCAGUGGUCCUGGGCACCGCCUCCGCAGAUCAUUCAGCUCUGCUGUGGAGUAUAGAAACUGGCAAAUGUCUGCUGAGGUAUGCUGGCCAUGCAGGAUCAGUCAACUCCAUCAAGUUCCACCCCACAGAGCAGAUGGCCCUCACAGCCUCCGGGGACCAGACGGCUCACAUCUGGCGCUACAUGGUGCAGCUUCCUGCCCCCCAGCCACCACCAGAUGUCAGUGCUCCUUGUGAUGACGACCAGGACUCGUCAGACAGAGAGGAAGGUGAAGUGGAUGGUGAGGGCCCUUGUGAGGUCCCCACUGUCCGCGUUGCUACAGCAACGCUGAAGAGCCACCAGGGUGUUGUGAUCGCAGCUGACUGGCUGGUGGGAGGCCGACAAGUAGUGACGGCAUCUUGGGAUCGUGCUGCUAAUCUGUAUGAAGUGGAGACAUCUGAACUAGUUCACACACUCACAGGACAUGACCAGGAGCUAACCCACUGCUGUACUCACCCCACCCAGCGGCUGGUUGUCACCUCAUCCAGAGACACCACCUUCAGACUGUGGGACUUCAGAGAUCCGUCCAUCCACUCUGUCAACGUCUUCCAGGGACACACUGACACGGUGACGUCAGCAGUGUUCACGGUGGGUGACAAUGUGGUUUCAGGGAGUGACGACCGCACCGUGAAGGUGUGGGAUUUGAAGAACAUGAGGUCGCCUAUAGCAACCAUUCGCACUGACUCGGCUGUGAACAGGAUAAGCGUCUCCGCCAACCAGAGGAUCAUUGCUCUGCCACACGACAAUCGUCAAGUCCGACUGUUUGACAUGAGCGGAGUGAGGCUGGCGAGACUUCCACGCAGCAACAGAAUGGGUCACAGGCGGAUGGUGUGUUGUACUGCGUGGAAUGAAGAGAACCAGUCGUGCAACCUGUUCACCUGCGGCUUUGACCGACAAGCCAUUGGCUGGAACAUCAACAUCCCUGCGCUGCUUCAGGAGAAGUGAUGCCACUGACACACACGCGCACACACACACACACACACACACAGCAGAAACACACAGCAAAGUAGGAGACGGUACACAUAAACACUGUAAUCUGUGGCCUCGCACAUGCUUGUAUGUUUAAAGUGUUUAUCUAGUGAAGCAGAUAGUUUUUAUGUAUUUCACAGAUUUCCAGCAGCUGGAAUAUGUGAAAAAAAAACAUUGUUACUUGAGGAUGCAGCUAUUAAUUGUCAAUUAUUGUGCACAUGUGCAGUUUAAAUCUCUCCUGGUGUCAAAUGACUGACAUGACUGACAUAACAUUUUAAAGUCCAGGUGCGUGCGAGGUCACAGAGCUGGUCUCCUGUAUUUGACCCUCUGACUUUAGCAUGCAUUGUGAAAUUGUGACUACGGCUAGGCUGAUUCUUUAGUUCCUAGCCUUUUUUGUUUUAAAGUAUAAAAGUAUAUAUUUGACUCCACAGUCUUAGGCUGCUGUUCACAUCACUGUUGUUUAGUUACUGCUGAAUGGUUGCUCAUGCAUGUAGAUAAUCUCGGUUUGCAAAUGUUACUUGUAAAGAUGUGAGAGAAGAACAAUUAUAAGGCCAGGAGAGUUUGUAGAAUAUGAUAUAAAGAAGUUAUGUAUAUAUUAUGUCGUGGCCUGGUUAAGUGACCUGGGUUGCAGGUUGUUGCUAUUUCAUGGAUUAAGUGUCUUACAGAAAUCUACCUUUUGAGGGUGGAGUGUGGCAGAGAUAGCGCGGUUCUGUGAAAUGGUUUUAUCCUUUUAGUCAGACUUGAAAUCAUCCUCAAACAUAAUAUUCACGCCUGCCAGAUGACCUAUGCGGCAUGCAGGCUGCUUGGUCAUUCAGUUGUCUUAAAAUGUUUCAGGAUUUGCUGUCUUGUCUGUCACUGUCACUGAUUAAGAUUCGAGUCCUUGCCUAUUACUAUUGAUGCUUUCAAUUCACAGCCAGCCUCCGUGUUACCAGACUUUGUUGUCAAUAUUUCAAUUGAUACUGCAACUUUGCCUUGUUCCAUGUUUACGGUAGGAUUGCAUUUUUUUUUUAAAGUUUUGCUCUAUUCUGCCUCUCUGUCAGACUGCAAAGUGUCAAGAGCAUAGCAAUAAUGGGUAAACGACUGCACGUCUGUUGUUUGCGGAACUUUUGUAGGUCUGUGAAUGGGAUGUGUUCAGCAUUAUCAUAGUGUAUAUGUUGCAGGUUUAGGUGUCACUACUUUUAGCCAUAAUACGCGCCCAUAUUUCUCCGGUGUCCGUGAAAUACAGACCCACCCUUUCAGCCUGUUGCCAACUCAAAGCCCUUUGUCGCUGUAAUGUGUCAUCCCUAAGUGAUCUUGUCGGUUACUGGUCAUUUCUGUGCUUCAGUAACAGCCUGUCAAUAUGAAGUUAUAGUGUUUACACUUUGCAUCGAACCCUUAGCCUUGUAUGACCUCUUGGACCUUUUGUUGUGGAUGGCGCUGUUGAGUCUGUGAGAAGCACUCUUUAUCCAAAUUCAGAAGCAAUAACCCAGCUCCUUUGUGUUUCUGGUGCUCAGUGUGAAGCUCGUUUCUGUCUUGGAAAUCAGUGAAUAUGACUUUAAAUACACACACUGAAUCUCAGUUUGAGAACUAGAAGAACUAGAGUUGGGCUUCAGCGGAAUCCAGGAAACUUUUUUUUGUUACACUUGUGCAAUAUCCUAAACAUGAAGUCAUGCUGUAGUUUUUGAUCUUCAGAUGUUUAACUUAUUUCAGUGCUGUAAACCCCAUACAAACAUUGUAUGUACUUGUGUGACUGGUGUAGAUGUAGCUCAGUGUACAUAGGUAUGCAUAACUUACCCCAAAGCUGGCGUCAGACUUCACACUUUACUGCUGUUUCUACCAACAAUAGAGUCAGGAUGGAUUUUGAAGUAGCACGAACCUAAAAAUGUAAUAAGAGUAAUGAAAUGCCUUACCAUUGCAUUGAAAAAAGGUGCACUAGCCUUAUCCAUCUGAGCAUCAAUGCACUUUUCCAAAUGCUAGUUAAAUAACUAAUUGUGUUCCACUGCACAGUGCAGAUAGGAUUUUUAUUCCUGUUUCAUUCAAAGAACUCAAUCUUGCGCCCACUGAUAUCAGUGUCAUUGUAAUCUGCAGGCAAGUCUGAUUUGUGUCCCACAUAUGAAUUCCAGCUCAGAGGAAAUAUGAUUUCGGAUUGAUACAUUAAAUUAUUGUGUGCCAGAUUGGAGGGGGGGGUUAAAAAAAAAGAAAAAAAAAGUGGAUAGGCUUCGCUUCAUUGUAGCGAAUCAUAUUCACCUCAAACUUCAUUAUGUGAUCUACUUUGCAUACUUUAUUGUGACGGGUAUGUGCUCUCUGACACUUUCCAAUAAACUGUGUGAUUUUCUUUUCCCAGA